AUGGGGAGACUCGUGCCAUGUUGUGUGAACAAUUCUGCAAGAGCACCUAAGGAGGCUUACCUCCUUACCAGCCCGUGGUGGCGCGUACGUGUCUCUACUGAGAUGUACGAAGGGAUUGACAACCUGAAAUCCCUUUACGACCGUGCCGGGAAGACUUUCUCCGGCGGUCCUUCUGCGGCACAGGAUGUGCCGCGUCGUACUGCUCAACCAGACCCAGUACGUCGAUCAUCAGUUGGGAGCGGGGCUCCCAAGAAUCCCAGGACGGGGGAUAGCCGCGCCACCGGACGAGAUAACUCGUCCGACGUCCGUUCACGUCGCGGUGGUUCAACAGCUGCUCAACUAGAUAGCGCUGGCCACCGCGAGAGUCCUCUAAUGGAGGUGGAGGAGGAGGAAAGACGCUCUCCACACGAUCAUGUGGAUCGGUGUGUUCCCGAGAGCUUCUUUGAUCGCGUAACGCAAGGGUUACGCGACGAUCUCGAGCAUGAGCGGAAUAGGCGUCUCCAGAUGGUGGACACUGCCUCGAAGCAUCGAGCUGAGUUUGCCUUUGCUCAGCUUGAGAACGAGAGAUCUCUGACAUCUCUUCGUGACGAGCUAAGGGUAGCUCGUGGGAUUGUUGAUCGGUCUCGGGCUGAGAUAACUGCUCUUCAGACCCUUGUUGAUGCCCACCAUCGGGAGCACAAGGCUCUCUGCGAGAUGCUUGAGCGCAAGGGCGUUCUUCAUCGGAAGAAGCAGCGUACUGAUGGUACGGCUUAA
Peronospora matthiolae is the source of this 753-nucleotide messenger RNA. Lineage: Eukaryota; Oomycota; Peronosporomycetes; Peronosporales; Peronosporaceae. The record is from the annotation of a GenBank genome assembly.